Nematocida homosporus is the source of this 1668-nucleotide messenger RNA. RefSeq lists its product as uncharacterized. NCBI's taxonomy places the organism in Eukaryota, Fungi, Microsporidia. Bases 1 to 1668 code for a protein of 555 amino acids. The transcript has a single exon. The record is from RefSeq and is a predicted model, not a curated record.
AUGAGUCGAGUGUUUAAUGAAUGCUGGUUGAAUCUCUAUCUAGUAGUUUGGUUAGUUGUUGGUUUAUGCACUGUUUGGUGUGGUUUAGAUGAGAGCCCGCCAGAUAGAGGCUUGACUGAUGCACUUAAAAUGAGUUGGUGGGACUUUUCCUCCCAACUCAAUGAAACUUCCUCCCAACCCAAUGAAACACCUAAUUCAACAUCAACUGCUCAUUUAGAAGGCCAAGCACACAGACCAGCACCAAGAAUACCAGGACAAGCUAACAUAAAGAGUAGUGGGUCAAGGACUGGUUAUCGAGGGAUGGCUCAACCAGCUCUACCACAAAUUACAGAAGUUAAUAAUGCCAGUCUAGCCAUUCAAUCCUCCCUCGCGAGUAGCAGCACAGGUUUUGCUAAUCUCGGCAACCCGCAACAAACUGAUUGGAGUCAUAUUCUAAAUAAAGAGGAGAGUGUGCUAUUUUGGAAGUUUAUAAAGAUAGAAGAACAUAAAGAAGGGUUAUCAACCAACACUGCUAAUGAUCAGAGAUGGUUUAUACACCGAAAAUCCCCUGAUUCAGAUAAGCAUGAACUGUACUGUUGCCACCAGCAAUGGGAGUGUAAUUGCCAUAUAAAUAAGGAUUGGCGGAAGAAUGAUAUAAAUAAGUUACUGCGGGUUUUAGAUAAGUUCAGUAUGAUUCAAAUCAACGAUUGGUCUAUUACAAUUAAGAAUACCAACUAUGCUGAGUGGCUUCUGAUUAUAUCUAAAUGCUUAACCAUAUUUGAACCCCUUAUAGAAUUUAUCCAUCCUGCGAAUCAAACUGCUAUAAGAAUCAGUCUAGAUACUCUCAGUGAAGGAACUAGUUCAUACAUACACCCGCUCGAUAUUAAAAAGUUACAACAGGUCUUCCAAGAUCAAAUCAAACAAAUCUGUCGGGAUAAGUGUAGCCUUUUCUUGACUCUCCAGCACCUCACUACACCCGUCCAACAGAUUAUUUGGCCACUAGUAGCUCAUUUUAGACUAACACAGUUAUGCCUACAUGCCCCUUUAAUGACCAAGAUAAACUUCCUUAAUGAUAUAACGUGGGAGUGUGGCUAUAGUCUCACCAUAGAGGUUCGGAACCUCAAUACUACCAUUGUCCUUCCCAUAAUUAUUCAGUAUCAUACGCUCCGAUCAUCUGCGCACAUUAAGGAAGACAAGAGCCGAGCGACCUGGGCGUCUAUAGCUAUCACUACUCUCUACCCCGAAGAUCUGGUGCAUGCGCCAGAAAACAUCAUGGUCGUUAAUCUUGAUGAUUAUUUAAUGCCUCCUGAUAACGCCCGGUCAGAGUUGACCGGUUCUCUAAGGCUUUCCUACGACGUUCUAGUCUCCUAUCUUACAUCUAGUCUUAAAGGUCCUGCUGUUGUUGCUUCUCUUUGGAUAGAUAAUAUUCCAAACGAACUCAUUCCAUACAAGCACAAAAAGCCCAGAGAUACUCUUAAAAUACGCAAAGCCCGAUCUCGUUCCAAUCUUAGUAGCAAGCGCUCUACUCGCAAGAAAUCACCCGAGCCCUCUAUAACCUAUAAAGAACUACACUUACUCCGUGAAGACAAAUCGUGUAUUAACAACCAUGAUUUAUUUCUAAAGCGUUUCCCUCAAUUAAUACAAGAACAUAUACCCUCAAACAAACGCCACAGGUGCUCGAUUAGUUGA